This is a messenger RNA of Melanotaenia boesemani (Boeseman's rainbowfish), 4117 nucleotides long. Its product is annotated as G-protein coupled bile acid receptor 1-like. Gene Ontology annotation, molecular function: G protein-coupled bile acid receptor activity. Gene Ontology annotation, biological process: G protein-coupled receptor signaling pathway. The coding region runs from base 1311 to 2330 and encodes 339 amino acids. Gene Ontology annotation, cellular component: membrane. The transcript is spliced from 2 exons. The record is from RefSeq and is a predicted model, not a curated record. Lineage: Eukaryota; Metazoa; Chordata; Actinopteri; Atheriniformes; Melanotaeniidae.
GAAAAGUGAGCACCAUAGACAGAUUAAAGAUUUGGCUGUGAUGGCCAAAAAAUGUUAAAGUAACAAGAAAUUUACACCAAAAAAGCUGUUAACAGUCUUACAGCAGCAGCAAAAACAGCACAAUAGCUUAGUUUCUACUCAAACUAAUGUGGAAUUGAUUAACUAGUCAUAAAUGUGGAGUAUAAAAAAUGCUAGAUAUUCGCUUUCAAGCUAAUUAAGAUAUUGUUAGCUUACUGUUACUGACUGAACCUCUAAUUACUUGUAAAAACCUUUCUUCAUAUUGUUGUUUGUAGAAAAUGACAGAAUCUGUGAACGGACAAUCUUAAGAAGAGUUGAUAGGUUUUUUUUUACUUUAUUAUUAUUAUUAUUAUUUCAAAUAAAAACAUAAUAGCUGCUGCUGUCAGUUAUGCUAAAGCUAUAUCCCUUCAAUUAGCUUAUGCAUUGAAAAGAAGAAUAGUAUUAACCUUCUCAUCAAAUUAAACAGGUAAAUGUCCAAUAUUAAUAAAUAAGUAUAGUCUGUCAGUUUUAAACUACCUUAAUUGACUAAAUUAUUUAAUACAUUUUCAUGUUCUAUGCUUCAUACAAUCUGAUAGCUAAGAUGCUAAAGUAGCUGAGGGAAAAGUGGUUUUGGCCCCUAAGAUCUAUGCAGACUUUUCUCACUUAUUUCUGUUCUUUUAACACUACUUACCAUGAGGUCAUGAGUGAUAAAGUUUGUUUAUUAUGAAGGCUGAAAAUCAAUAGUAAGUAAAGAUUGAGUUGAAAAGUUUAGUUAAAAGUACAACAAUUAGAACAGAUGUAAAAUGUGAUCAUUAAGAUCAGGUCUGAUUAAAAAUAGUUCCCAGACAGCAAAGUACGUUUGGUCCAAAUGUGGCCUUUAACUGAGCCAUAAGUGCCAAAUCUGUCCCAAAUUAGACCCAAAUGUGUGUUAUAGCAUGUUUCCUUGGGUCAUUUAUUAAUUAUUGAUCAUUCACAACAUUCAACAGAUUUUAAAUUUACAUGGUCCCAUUGAGUGGGAUCAUAGAAACAAAAUAUCUUAUAAUUAUAAUGAAGACACUCAGCUAUAGUACUGUCUCACCAGAGGACUCUGGUUUUAUUCAAAGCUUUAUUGUGUGCCAAGGUCAAAUUAAUAGUUGGAUCUACCAGAACUUUCUUUAGCUAAGUCAAAAAUAAAUCUGUAGCAAUUCAUAUUGGAAACAAAAAUGAGGAUCCAAAGAUUUUACCCCAGCCUAUCCCACCGUAUCCCAGCGACAACCAGGUUAGCUGUAACUUGACUGGCUGUAAAUGAAAGGAGGCAACAGAUUUCAGCCAUCAUGGAUGACAAUGACUCCACCUCUUUGCUCUCUGAGAAGCGCCUCAUCUAUGCCAUCACUGUGCCACUAUCAACCUCCAUCAUUCUGGCCAACCUCGUCAUUAUCUCAGGCAUCUCCUACAAUCGCCAUCUCCACAACACAACCAACUACUUCUUCCUCAGCCUGUUAGUGGCUGAUAUGUGUACAGGCUUGGCGCUGCCCUUUAUCCCACUGAUGGGUCUGAACCGGGAGUUGAGUUUUAACUCCUGUCUGGUGGCCCACGUGUUUCCAAAUUUCCUCUUCCUGGCAUUUUUGUUCAACUUAGUAAUGGUCCACUAUGAACGCUACAUAUGCAUCGUUGACCCUCUGCAUUACAACAACUUGUGGAUGCAUCGGAGUUUCCCUUUAGCGUUGCUUAUCGUGUGGACCCCACCACUCCUUUAUGCAUCUUUACCUGCUUUUGGGUGGAAUAAUUGGACAGGACCAGAUUGGGAUGGCUGUUGUGGGAGUUCCCAGAACUUGUUGCUUUCAAACUGCUCUACAAACCGCACCACCUGCUGCUCCUACAGGCGGGUCUUCCCCAAUGCUUUCAUCUACUUGGAGGUAUACGGCCUUGUUUUACCUGCGAUUCUUUUCAUUGCUGGUAUGACUGGUCAUGUUUUAUGCAUCACCCGAGGCCAGCUAAAGAACAUCUGCCGCCUGCAUCGUGCAGUGGAUAGAGGAAAUCAGGCCUCAGACCAGGAGCAGAGGCUCAACCUGCGGUAUACCCGCUGUGUGGUGGCGGUGUCGCUGACUUUUCUGGCCUGCUGGAUUCCCUACCUUAUUUACAUGCAUGUAUGUAUUGUGUUCUUAAUCAGUGACACCAAGUGGAGUUCCACCACCCACAUUGUGCUGUCUUGCACUGGAAUCGGAAGCAUGUCUGUGGUGCCGCUGGUGCUCGGCCUGGCCAACAGACAGUACACAGAACCAGCACACAAACUUUUCCAGAUACUGAGAGACAGGUGGAGAAGGACACGUGGCUCAGAAGAGACUGCAGUCUGAAAGAACGUUCGUUGAAAAAAUAUUUAUUAAGCUUUUUUUUACUUAAAAUAAAUACAUAAUUAAAAUAAAAAAUAAAGUUUACACCAGAAAGACAAGCUUCUAUAAACUCUUGGGCUGUGUCCAUCUCCCUUUAUGUGCAUUAAUUAUUUCUUUACAUGGGCAAAAACCAAAUAAAGUUAGCAUACAAAGCUUUUUCUGCAAAAAAUUAAAGUUAAAAUUAAAAAAUCAUAAAUUGGGGCUAAAAUUAAUUUUCUUUACUCCAUUACAACAAUGGAUAUAAACUUUGCUGUUUGUCUUGGUGACCCAGCAACACAUUACAAUGAUCAUGUUGUCACCUGCUAGCUCACUCUCAGGAAAUAAAGCACCUAAUUGUACCUUUAAGGGUACAAAGGAUUGUCACUUGGGUAAUACCUUCAAAUAACUCAUUUCCACUCAGUCUGGGUUGGGGCUGGACUGUUUGGUCUGGUUUGGUCUGGUAAACCCUGAUCUCUGUUGCAUUCCACACCCAGCAGUACCCUUACCCAGUUAGUGGCGUAGCAAACAGAAAUUGAUAGAUGUGUCUGCUAUAGUGUGAUUUAAAAGUGGCGUGACACCUUCCUUGAAUAAUAGCACAGAAGAACGAAACAUAGAAAAAAAGGACAAAAAUGGCCACUUUGUUCUUAUUUCCAAGUCGCACAGGAAGUGAUGAUUUUGUCGACCAAUUACAGGAUUUAAGUGUGCUUAGCUCCUCUCUUUAGGGUAACAUCGAUUAGAAUGAGACCCAACGAAAGGUUCCCAAAAUAGUACGUUCAGUCGGAUCAGAUAUUUUGGCACCCUUCCUAAUUUUUGCCUGUGGAAAUGCAAAACAACACGACCCAACCCAUCCUUCACCAACCCAGACCUGUUGGUGGAAACAAGGCUGAAAGUACCGUUGUUGUAUACGCAUCAGUAGACCAGUACUGUAUCUCUGGGGUCUGGUUUUUUAUGAGGUACAAAUUGCACUGUUGAGGGUACAACAGCAGUACAUUUGAGAGUACCACCUCACUGACAUUCCUUCGUAACCCUAAAGGUACAAUAAGCUACUUUAUUUUCUCAGAGUGUUGAUUAUAAGCAAUGUAACUGAGGUUUAAAGAAGAUUAUUAUUUAGGCUAAAAUACAUUUUUUUUGUAAUACAUUUGAAGUCUUAUAUCCAAGAAAUAUAAUUCUGGGUCAUAUCCUGUGCAUGAAAAAAACACACUCAUGGAGUCUUGUUUUGGGAGCAUGUUGUUAUGUGUAACUGCACAGAACAAAGGACAUGGUCAAUGGGAAAGUGGCAUAGAUUUAAAGCUAUCAAUUUCUCUUUAAAUGGCAAUAUCACUGUAUUGUGAGAGAUAAUUGAAAACAUUAGAAGUACCAGUGUCAAAUAAGGCUAACACCAUAUUUUAACAGGAUAAAUAGGAAACAAUGUGAAUGUAAACUUUUUCUGGGUGGCAUUUAAUCAUCUUCAAAUAGGCAUUCAGCAGAAAUAAAGUAAAGAUUAGAACAUCGUACAUGUAGCUGAUAUGAUAACAGCACAACUAGAUUUAGUCUCAUUUCCCCUUGUGCUGGUUUCCACAAAUAAGCAGCUCUGAACAGGAAUUAAGUUGCAGCAGAACCGGAAAGUCGCAGACAAAAAAGUAGUUAAUUGCAGCAGUAAUUCUUACACUGAUGGAUUGAAGAUUCUGCAGUCUUUCUACCAACGUCGAGCCUAAUUACACAAUAUGUAUCUUGCAGCUCUGUUCAGCUGGUGUAACGUUACAACUUCAGUCAAUAAAGCGCUCUUGUUUCUG